Molecule: messenger RNA, 6684 nt
Organism: Mus musculus (house mouse)
Lineage: Eukaryota; Metazoa; Chordata; Mammalia; Rodentia; Muridae
Gene: Slc35f3
Product: solute carrier family 35, member F3
Exons: 4
Coding region: 485-1285 (266 amino acids)
Biological process (GO): thiamine transport; choline transport
Cellular component (GO): membrane
Molecular function (GO): choline transmembrane transporter activity
Source: RefSeq, a predicted model, not a curated record
AGUUUGCUGUUUGCUUUCGUAGUAGCAGCGCUCUUUGGGGUGGCGCGCGCGCGUUUGUGUUUGGGGUGGGUGUUGGGGGGAAAGACCGAGAGACUCACGUGUCGAAACCAGAACGCCAGGACCGUGACAGGUCCCGCGCCCUAAGGUUGCAGAGCUUGCGGAGCCUGGCACACUCCGGGCUGCGAGGAUCUGAACGCGCGUCCCCGCCAGGUCCACGCGCGCCGAGGCCGCCACAGCCUCGCGUCCCGGUGGCUCCGGAGCGCACUACCGGGCGCGCUCUCCGGAGCCUGGGCGUCCGUGACCGCGAGUACUAGGGCGCCGGCGGUGGCAGGCAAGGGGCGCGGCGCUGUUCUGCCACCGGCUCCGGGCAGCGGGCGCGGGCGACCUACGGGCGUCCAGACCUUUGUGGCGGCUGCCGGGAGCUCCGGCCGCGGCUCCCCUCGGCUCCAGCCUGGGCGCCCCGGGCCACUCGCUGCCGCCGCCCAUGGGGAUCCGAGAGUUUCCCGGCGGCGCUUCCAGGACCAAGAGCAUUGCUGUUGGCAUGAGGAGGUCACCGGACGUCAGCCCGCGGAGACUGUCCGACAUCAGUCCUCAGCUCCGGCAGCUCAAGUACUUGGUGGUGGAUGAGGCGAUCAAGGAGGAUCUGAAAUGGUCUCGCUCUGUGGAGGAUCUCACCAGUGGACCGGUGGGACUCACAUCCAUCGAGGAGCGGAUCCUGCGCAUCACAGGCUACUAUGGCUACCAGCCCUGGGCGACCAGCUACAAAAGGGAGGAGCGCCCCCGGGAGCCCCCGGGCCCUGCAGAGGCCCAGGCGCCAGCUGGGACAGAGGCUGGUGGGAGGACAAGCCGGCACAACUGGACAUGUUCUCAGGAGCGGCUCAAGAAGGUCUUCUGGGGUGUGGCUGUCGUGUUCUGCGUGUGCGCCUCCUGGGCCGGCUCCACGCAGCUCGCCAGGCUGACUUUCAAGACCUUCGACGCACCGUUCACCCUGACGUGGUUUGCCACCAACUGGAACUUUCUGUUCUUCCCAUUGUACUACGCAGGACAUGUGUGCAAAUCCACAGAGAAGCAGUCUAUGAAACAGAGAUACAGCAUCUCAGAAACAUAUGGUUAUUUCCCCAUCUCGAUUAGCAAGACUGCCCUGAGCUCUGCCCUUGAAGCAGAGUCUCCCCAGACACAAGCUAGCCACUCUUCUGUCUGCAUUGCUGGCCCUGCUUGCUGCUGCUGCUGCUACCCCUGCCUAAUGCUGCUGCUGCCUCUGCCUGAUACUGAUGCCCCUGCCUGAUGCUGAUGCCCCUGCCUGAUGCUGCCCCAGCCUGAUGCUGCCCCUGCCUGAUGCUUCUGCUGCUGCCCCUACCAGAUACUGCCCCUGCCUGAUGCUGAUGCCCCUGCCUGAUGCUGAUGCCCCUGCCUGAUGCUGAUGCCCCUGCCUGAUGCUGAUGCCCCUGCCUGAUGCUGAUGCCCCUGUCUGAUGCUGAUGCCCCUGCCUGAUGCUGAUGCCCCUGCCUAAUGCUGAUGCCCCAGCCUGCUGCUGCUGCUGCUGCUGCCCCUGCCUGCUGCUUCUGCUGCUGCCCCUGCCAGAUACUGCUCCUGCCUGAUGCUGAUGCUGCUAUCCCUGCCUGAUACUGCUUUUCCUGCCUCUGCCUGAUGCUGAUGCUGCCCCUACCUGAUGCUGCUGCACCUGACUGCUGCUGAUGUUGCCCCUGCCUGAUGCUGCUACCCCUGCCUGAUGCUGUACCUGCCUGCCCUGUUGCUGCACCUGCCUACUGCUGCCCCUGCCUGCUGCUGCAAUGUCUCCUCAAUGUUGAAGGCAUCCGUGGCUGUCUAGCUUCUGUUUUUGUUGUUAAGAUGCCUGGUCCUAUUAUGGUUUCCUAUCCCAUGAUGUAUUUUGUUCCUUUCCUUUGUUUUCUUGGGGUGGGUUCUCACUUUGUAGCCCACACAGACCUCACAUUUAUGGCCCUCCAGUGCUAUCACCCAGGUGUGCCCUGCCAUGUCUAACUUCCCCUUAUAGGCUUAAAAAUCACAUCUUUAUGAUUUCAGAAAUGUGUAUCUUGUGUAGUUCUCCAUUGUUGCUCCAUGCCCUGAGGGCCACCAUGCUGUGGAGCUCUGUCUCCUCCAGUUCUUGGGGCUCUCACCCCACUUCCUUGUUAUUUCCUUUACUUCAUUUCACUGUUUCUUCUUCUAGCUGCAUCUCUGGCUUAACACCGGGCUUCCUGCUUUAUGUCCCGAUUUUCAUUCCUUUCUCUCAUUUUGUGGAAGAUCAUUUAUAUUCCAGUUCUGUUGGUUUUUAAAUGUGUUUGUCUCACACUUGGUUUCCAAGACUACUUUCUCUUUCACAACCCCUUCUUCGUGUUUCAUAAAUACAGUGUAUUUCCUUAUCUGCUCACCUACCUGGGUGAACCAUUCAAGUUUCAGUUAAGAAUCUGCAUCUUUUGUGGCACCUCUACCCUGGGCAUGAUUCCCAUGGCAUCUUUAUAUUCUGUUCAUGGGCUGUCUGAGAUGUCACAUGUAGACUUGUUCUGCUUCCCGAUAGAGGGAUCAGUCUUACCCUCCCAACUGUACUAUACGAGGGAUCUGGGACUACUCUUGAAAAUUAAAUAUGCAAUAACACAUUUUAAAUCUUUGAUAGAAAAGUUGGAACUCAAGAUAAUCGCUCAUAAAAUAAAACCAAGAUGAAGAGGAAAAGGACAGAAGACAAAACAGAUCAAGUAGCUCCAAUCUGUAAUCCCAGUGUUAAAUUAAAAGGAGCCCCUGAAAGUGGCAGGGGAACUAAGAAGGAAAAAAAUUAUAAAAGAAAUGAAGAGAGUGUUUUCUUAAUUUAAAACAAAUGUUUGUUUAAUUUGAGGGGUUUUACUUUGGGGGCUGGUGGGGGAGGGGGUUGGAGAGAUGGGGCAAUGAUUAGAAGCACUUGCUGCUCUUGCACAGGGCCUGAGUUCAGCUCCCACUACCCACAUGAGGUGUCUCCAGCUCUAGAGGAUCCAAUGCCUUCUUCUGACCUCUGUGUGCAUCCACCUGUGCACACACACACACACACACACACACACACACACACACACACACACACACACACACUUCUUGUAUUGCUUAUAUUUCAUUGACUCAUGAGACAUUGAACUGAAUUCAGUAGUUGACAUACCCAGAACAGUUGGCCACAGCCAGAGCCAUAAACAAACACAUCUUGCCGUUGGCCAUCCUCUGACUUGGAUGGUAGGAUCUGAAGGGACCUGGGUGCACUGGAGAGUCACCCUUCCGCCUGUCUCUGGUCCGGAGCAUCAAUGAGAGAUGGGAUGAAGGAUGUUCUACACAGUUAUGUGGAUGGCCAUCAGGAGAGCACUCAGUAUGAACCAAGAGGAGUCUGUGACUGAAGUGGAUCUCUGCCCCCUCCCCCAGCUCAUCUGGGUCCCCCUGCAGUCAGAGGCAUACACAGGUGAGCAUGCCAGCGGGCAUGGAUUAGUGCUCAGUUCUUGCUCUUAAACCAGCACAAGGCUCGCUAGCCAUCUCGGUCUCAUUAGAACCAAGGUCAGCCAAGCUGAACUGUCCCUUUCUGGACAUGAAUCCUGAGUCCAUGAUGACUCUGCCAGGACCACGGAUCCAUAACCCUUGUAUUUCUACUUCCUGUCAGGGGCCCACUCAGCUCCACCUUUUUAGCAGCUUGGGAAGUCAGUCUAUGUCUCCCCUUCCUCCACUUUUCCACCACUGUCAGGAUUUGGAGAAGUCAAAUAGAUUUGCAGAGAGGAUGUAAGCUGUCUAGCUGCCUUUGGAUGGCCAUGACACAGCACAAAUCGUGCUUUAUAACACAAACACAAACACACACACACACACACACACACACACACACCGAUCUUGACCAGUGGGUUGUGGACUUCUAGCACUCUGUCCUAGUUACUUUCACAUGUUGUGUUUAGCACAGUCUCUGAUAGGCACAGCUCAGUUCACUGUUGCAGAAGGCUUCAAUACAUCAUGGUGGAGCAGGCAUGGCAGAACCUGAGCUUAAGGUGAUUCAUGUCUUGAUGGAUCAGGAAGCAGAGAAUGUGUGGCAGGAACAACCUAGGGGCUGGGUAUGGCUUUCAGGGCCCACCCUUGUGACCUGUUCACACCAGCCAGUCCUACCUCCUCAAGGUUUCUCAGCCUCCCAAAUAGUACCACUGGCUAAGGAACGAAGAGUGAGGACCUUCGAGGGACCUUUGAGAUUUGCCAUAACAGAUGGUGAUCCCUUAUGAAGUACAGAAAGUGAGUUUGUAUUCACACCAGGACAGAACCUGUGACCCUGCUGGUGUAGUCAUGGAAGUGUGUAACAGCUAUCAAGACAUGAAGGAAGUUGUUCUCCUUCCUGCAGGGACCCACAGGGGCUUGAGCAACACCACAGAGCGUGAAGUGGGAACACUAUAACAUCUCACAGCAGACACCAGCCUUUGAGGAAGGAGGAACUAGAAUAGCAGCAACACCACCAAUCAGUUCGUAGCCUGUUUAGGAACCGGGACAUUCUACUCAGUACUGGCUUGUUGAGAAGCCACACGGGACUCCUAGGAUCAGCAUAGGUGGCAAAACGCUGUCAUGUUCUUUGAACCGGAAAUGCAAUUCUACCUGUUCCCUCCUCACAGGACUUCAGGUCCCUCCCAAAUAAUUUUUCUGUUUCUUCCAUGCCUACAUCAUAGUUUACCAGUAAACAACACAACCUGCAUUUUAGAUUGCUUAUUAGAAAAAUUAAAUUAAAUUCAAAGUACUAUCAAAUCUCCUUUGGCUCCUGAUUUUAAUUUUCUUCCAUUGCUGGAUUUUAAUAUUAUGUGACUCUAAGAAGACUACUCCCCACUCUAGUGUACUUGGUAUUUGGCUAGUGAUGUCUUUUCUUAAACUCUGUAAGGAUUAGUAAGGCCUGAAUCCACUUCUAAGUCACAGGCCAGCUGCUUUCCUUUCUGGACAGCUGCCAUGGAGCUACACCAUGUCUGUGAGUCUGGACCAGGGACCUCUGGGGACAGCACUUGCCGAGUCUGGAUCCUCCUCACCAGGGUCUUCAUUCCCAGAAAGCCAUGGCUCAGCACCUCUCUCCACGGGCUCUCCAUGUUUAUCAUCCCUUAGGCCUCCCCUGCUCUGCCUCUUUCACUGACUGUGAAAGAAAGGCAGGCUUUGCUUUGCUUAAACAUUUUUAAAAUACCAGUGAACUCUCCUUGGAAAAUCUGGAAUUGUCUGAAAGGUUUCUUCUGAAGUGUGUUCUGCCUGGUGCCAUCUUGUAAGAACCUGAUCUCCUGGAUGCACUAGCUGCUUCUCUUCUGGGCAGGCUUAGGGAAGGGGAGACAUGAAUGUUCACAUGAUAGUGUAAAGAAGGGAGAGUGAGGCGGUGAUGGCGCACACCUUUAAUCCCAGCACUUGGGAGGCAGAGGCAGGCAGAUUGCUGAGUUCAAGGCCAACCUGGUCUACAAAGUGAGUUCCAGGAGAGCCAGGGCUACACAGAGAAACCCUGUCUUGAAAAAAAACAAACAAAUGAAGGGAGAAGAUUUGCAGGUAGUUCAAACUAUUUGUAUUAUAGCCAGAAUGUAUUCGUGUGCUCAAAAACUGCUCAUCCAAUGGCUGGAAAGAUGGCUCUGUAGUCAUAAACAUUUGCUGCAUUUGCAAAAGACCCAUGCUCAGUUCCCAGCAUCCAUAUAAAGCAGCUUGCAACUGCCUAUAAUUCUAGCUUCUGGGGAAUCUGACACCCUUUUCUGGCCUCCAUGGGCACUUGCACAAAAUCCACACAGGCAUGCAUAAGCACGCGCACAUGCACACACAGAGUCAAAUAAGUCUUUCUACAGUGCUUAUCUCUGCCUAACCACGAAGGAAAACUACCCAUUCUUAUUCACCACCUUCCCCAUCAGAAAAGACAAAUAAAAAAUGCUCUAGCCCACACAGGGGUGCUCCAGCCUCUACACAUUGUGACUUGAUAUCCUCACCCACAAUGCUCGCCUUUGAAAACCACACCGUCAAGCUGCAGGAUGGAUCUCAGUGUCAAAGUAAGUUUACAACCCUCUUGUUGAGCCUUCGACCCAUGAGUCAUGGGUCAGAUGCUCCAGCCAGUGACUUUCAUCUUCCACUUGAAAGUUACUGAACCCCACAGUCAGCUCCUAUGGACUUGAGUCUUCCGGUCAGAUAAUCCUGGCACACCUGCCAUGAAAGCUGCCACUCCAUGGAGUAAGCAGAAGGAACAACAGCCGGUGACAUCAUGCCACAGUGUGGGGCUGCUCACCGUCACCUCUCACUGCAGCUCCUGGGGACCAACCAUCCCCUCUGGCCUCUGCGGGCCCAAUAACACAAAUAUGCAUCGAUAGAUAAUAAAAAUAAUAGCAACUAAGAGACCUAGUCCUUUUUUGUUUUGUUUCCCCCACUUUGAGGCAGGAGCUCACGUAUACCAAGUUGGCUUCAAACUUGCUGUAUGUUAAGGAUGAUUUUGAAUCUCCAAUCCCUCCCUCCACCUCCCAAAUGCUGGAAUUACAGGGUUGUGCCUGCAGGGCUGGGGAUGGAAACGAGGACUUCUUGCAUGCUAGGCAAAAACGUUCCACCAAAUGAACCACAUUCCCCUCCCUGUUAAUUUUUCUUUUGCUUAUUAGCUGAGUAGAAGGUAAGUCAUGGUUUGUAUGAACCCAAGAUGAUAACUAACUAACUCUCUCUCUCUCUCUCUCUCUCCCCUCCCCUCUGCUCCCCUCCCCCUCCCCC